UACUCCGCUGCUAACGCUGACGUCCACUUCUGCGGGAAAAUGGCGUCGUUGACAGGAGUCGUGCAGACGAACCGCCCCGGUUCUGUAUCACCGUCCAAAAAGCGAACCGUUACGAUGACCCAGACGAGGUUUAUCCUGUCGGUCAACAAUGUCCUGUUAGUCCUGUCGCUAGCCUCCAUGCUGCAUUGUGCUGCGGCUGACGGGAAGACGCUGGUGCUGCUGGACAACUUCAACAUCAGAGACACCCAUUCAAUGUUCUUCCGCAGUCUGGCAGAUCGUGGCUUUGACCUCACAAUCAAGACCGCCGAUGAUCCCUCCCUAUCUCUGAUCAAAUAUGGCCAGUUCCUGUACGACCAUUUAAUCAUCUUCGCACCAUCAGUUGAGGACUUUGGAGGAAAUAUAAACGUGGAGACUAUUACAGCCUUCAUCGAUGGUGGAGGAAACGUCCUGGUUGCUGCCAAUUCAGAUAUUGGUGACCCUCUGAGGGAGCUGGGCAGUGAGUGUGGCAUUGAGUUUGAUGAGGAGAAAACUUCUGUCAUUGACCAUCACAACUAUGAUGCGUCUGAUCCUGGAGAGCACACCCUGAUUGUCGCUAGCCCCGAGAACCUGCUGAAAGCUCCCACUAUUGUCGGCAAACCCACUGGAAAACCAGUUUUGUUCAAGGGUGUUGGCAUGGUGGCAGACCCAGAGAACCCUCUUGUCCUGGACAUCCUGACUGGCUCCUCCACCGCUUACUCCUUUUUCCCUGACAGACCCAUCUCUCAGUAUCCCCAUGCUGUCGGCAAGAACACCCUGCUGAUCGCUGGCCUUCAGGCCAGAAACAAUGCCAGAGUGGUUUUCAGUGGCUCUCUGGACUUCUUUAGCGAUGCAUUCUUCAACUCUGCUGUGCAGAAGGCCACGCCUGGCUCCCAGAGGUAUGAACAAACCGGGAACAUGGAACUGGCUGAGGCUCUGUCCCGUUGGGUGUUUAAGGAGGCCGGUGUACUCAGGGUGGGAGCUGUUACCCAUCAUCCUGUGGGAGAGAUCAGUCCCCCUGCAGCGUACACCAUCACUGACCUUGUGGAGUACAGCAUCGUCAUUGAGAUGUUGGCCGAGGGCCGCUGGGUCCCCUUUGACGGAGAGGACAUUCAGCUCGAGUUUGUGAGGAUCGAUCCCUUCGUCAGGACUUACCUCAAGAAAAAUGGAGGUAAAUACACCAUCAAGUUCACGUUGCCUGAUGUAUAUGGAGUCUUCCAGUUCAAGGUGGACUACAACCGACUGGGAUUCACACACCUCUACUCCUCCACCCAGGUAUCAGUGCGUCCACUGCAGCACACUCAGUACGAGCGCUUCAUCCCCUCAGCCUUCCCAUACUACGCCAGCGUCUUCUCCAUGAUGAUUGGCCUCUUUGUCUUCAGCAUAGUCUUCCUGCACAUGAAAGAGAAGGAAAAAUCUGACUAAUGCAGAGAAACCAUGGGGGAAGGGGAAAAAACGAGAUUAUAAAUUUGAACAUGUGGUGUGAAGAAUUGAAAUUGAAUGUCUUGGUGGCUUGAAUCCUCACACAGGGACUUGGACUGCAGUCCUGUGCUAAAAAUACAGUUUCUGUUCACUUGUUGGAGCUCUCAACUAAAGGCAAAAGGGGAUACUUUUUUCUAUUUUUUUUUUUUUUUUUAUCUUUCUGCUUUGACCCAUUAUAUGUUCAGAAGUCAGUCGGUGUUUGAAUAAAGUUGCUUUAUGUUAGGAUUAGCUCCCAAGUAGAGCUCUUGCCUCAGAACAGAAGUCCAUAUUACAAUUUGACCAACAUUUUCGAAGACAGGAAAUAUUAUUGUGGUAACUACAUGCACUGAAUAUGCCAACUUUUUUUUUUAAUGACUUUUAAUGUGUUUCCAAAAAAUGCUGGAGUCAUCCUAAUAAAAUACUGACAUUCCACUCAGUAGAAACCCCUGCCA
Pleuronectes platessa (European plaice) is the source of this 1928-nucleotide messenger RNA. RefSeq names its product dolichyl-diphosphooligosaccharide--protein glycosyltransferase subunit (non-catalytic) (gene ddost). Gene Ontology annotation, cellular component: endoplasmic reticulum membrane; oligosaccharyltransferase complex. NCBI's taxonomy places the organism in Eukaryota, Metazoa, Chordata, Actinopteri, Pleuronectiformes, Pleuronectidae. Bases 40 to 1440 code for a protein of 466 amino acids. The transcript is spliced from 11 exons. The record is from RefSeq and is a predicted model, not a curated record.